Seminavis robusta is the source of this 1671-nucleotide messenger RNA. Lineage: Eukaryota; Bacillariophyta; Bacillariophyceae; Naviculales; Naviculaceae. The record is from the annotation of a GenBank genome assembly.
AUGGCGAGUGCUUCCGUUUCACAACGCCGCAGUGGCGAGACACUGGGUGACAACACGAAAGGGAGGGAUGUUCGAAUUAGCAAUAUUGUGGCCGCCAAAGCCAUUGCGACUGCCAUUCGUACAUCGUUGGGUCCUCGUGGCAUGGACAAGCUGUUGACCAAGGGCAGCGGAGAAGUGAUUAUCAGCAAUGACGGAGCUACUAUUUUGAAGAAUAUGCAAGUGUUGCAUCCCGCGGCACAAAUGUUGGUGGAUUUGUCGCAGAGUCAAGAUAUCGAAGCCGGCGAUGGGACUACUACUGUGGUCGUCUUGGCGGGUGCUCUUUUGGAGGCGUGUGCGACCUUGUUGGCCAAGGGCAUUCAUCCCACCGUCAUUGCGCAGUCCUUUUUGCUGGCGAGCGAAAAGACGUGUGAAAUCUUGAAGGAAAUGAGUCGACCAGUCCUACUCACAGACCGUCAAGCUCUACUCAAUGCCGUUGAAACCUGUUUGAGCAGCAAGGUGGUGGCGCAAAAUUCCGAUUUGUUGGCACCCAUUGCCGUCGAUUCCGUCUUGGGACUCUUGGGAGUCACGCCCUCGACGUCUCCCGAGGAUAUCCCUUCCAAUGUAGAUCUCCGCGAUAUUCGAAUUGUACAACAGGUCGGAGGAACCGUAGAUGAUACCGAACUGGUCACUGGACUCGUCUUGAAUGCACCCAAAAUCAAUGCGCCAGGAGCUCCCACUGUCAUUCAAAAUGCCAAAAUUGCACUCAUCCAAUUCUGUCUCUCCGCACCCAAAACCGACAUGGACAACACGGUCGUUGUGGAAGACUAUUCCGCCAUGGAUAGACUCUUGAGAGAAGAACGAAAAUACAUUUUGGGACAGUGCAAGGCACUCAAAAAAAGUGGAGCCAACGUUGUACUCAUUCAAAAAUCCAUUCUCAGAGAUGCCUACAAUGAAUUGUCUUUACAUUUCUUGGCCAAAAUGGGAAUCAUGGUACUCACCGAUAUCGAUCGCGGGGAUGUUCCCUUUAUUUGCAAGACACUUGGAUGCAGUCCCAUUGCACACAUUGAUCAACUCGCCAGCAAAACAUCCUCCAAAUACUUUGGAACGGCCGAAAAGGUCACUCAUGUAUACUUGGAAGGCGCCAGUCAUCGCGUUGUCAAAUUCACGGGAGUACCACCGGCUACGGCACCCACACAAACCAUUUUGUUGCGGGGAUCCAAUUCACUCGUCUUGGGAGAAGCCGAACGAUCUCUUCACGAUGCUCAAUGCGUUGUGCGGAGUUUGGUCAAACAGCGAGCCCUCAUUGCGGGAGGAGGAGCACCGGAAGCACAGGCCAGUUAUGCCUUGGAACAACACGCGAAAACUCUCCAGGGCAUGGCCGUCCCCUGUUUCAAGGCGUUUGCUGAUGCCCUCGAAGUCAUUCCGUAUACAUUGGCGGAAAAUGCCGGAUUGAAACCCAUUGAAGUGGUGACGCAACUUCGCAAACUGCAUGCCGAAGGAAACGUGGGAGCUGGUGUCGAUGUCGUCAAGAACAAGAAAAUCAAGACGGGAACGACAAAGGUAGAAGGGGUCUCGGACAUGUACGAACGCAAUGUUGUACAACCGCUUUCAGUGUCCACCAGUGCCGUCACGUUGGCCACGGAAACUGUUUGUAUGAUCUUGAAGGUGGAUGAUAUGAUUGUGGUGCAGUAA